Molecule: messenger RNA, 2241 nt
Organism: Helicoverpa zea (corn earworm)
Lineage: Eukaryota; Metazoa; Arthropoda; Insecta; Lepidoptera; Noctuidae
Product: glucose dehydrogenase [FAD, quinone]-like
Exons: 7
Coding region: 223-2097 (624 amino acids)
Molecular function (GO): oxidoreductase activity, acting on CH-OH group of donors; flavin adenine dinucleotide binding
Source: RefSeq, a predicted model, not a curated record
UGGGUCGUAUUCGUCGUAGGCGCGCAUGCGUGCGCCAUCCGAUACCAUUCAUCUAUGAUCAUGCAAACCUGCCAUUACACACGAUUAACAGACGUGCUAGUUAACUUAGAUAAUGUGGUCAGCGGGACGGUGACAGUGCUGUGAUUUUUCAUUCAGCUUUUCAUGAAUGAAGUGUUGUUCUCUGGAUUGUUGUAUGUGGAAUGAAGAAUAUAAGAACGCACCAUGCGAUGGUUUUUCUACUUAGUUUGCGUCACAGCCGCCAACGCUACAUUUGACAGUCGGAGAUUCUUGGACUACUGGACCGACCUAUUCCGACCUCUACCUCGAAACCCACGCGAAGGCUUUAUUCCUGACUAUACGCCUGAAAACCAAGAAGAAUUCGAUUUCAUAGUUAUAGGUGCCGGUUCAGCCGGUGCCGUGAUUGCUAAUCGAUUGACUGAAGUACCACAAUGGAACGUCUUACUCAUAGAAUCCGGAGGAAACGAAAAUUUCUUUUCCGACAUUCCAAUAUUUGCUUCAUUUCUUUCCUUAACACCUAUGAACUGGGGCUACAUUUCAAUGCCAGAGCCUAGAGCAUGCAGAGAUUUAAGAGGAAAAGUGUGCUUUUUACCCCGCGGCAGAGUGCUCGGCGGAAGCAGUGUACUCAACUUUUUAAUCUAUCAACGAGGUCAUCCGGAAGAUUACAAUGACUGGGCUAGAAUGGGUAAUGAGGGAUGGAGCUACGACCAAAUAUUACCUUAUUUUAAGAAAUCUGAAAACAUAGGCAUUAAAGAACUACAAAAUUCUUCAUUUCAUGGUGUUGGGGGUUAUUUAGACAUCCAAUACUCUCCAUACCAUUCUCCACUGGAGAAACCGUUUAGGCAGGCUGGUGAAGAACUUGGAUAUAAGUGGAGAGACCCAAAUGGAGAAAAGUUAAUUGGUUUCUCCAAACCACAGGCGACAAUGAGGAAGGGUAGAAGAUGCAGUUCCUCGAAAGCUUUUCUGGAACCAAUACGUUUUAGGCCCAACUUAAAAGUCACAAAGUUCUCCACCGCUUCCAAGAUCUUAAUAGAUCCACACACCAAAACAGCUUACGGUGUAGAAUUUACGAAGAGGAACAAAAGUAUUCAGGUUCGCGCUCGUCGUGAAAUAGUAUCGUCUGCAGGAUCGAUCGGCUCUGCUCAACUGCUGAUGGUGUCAGGAGUGGGACCGAAGGAUCACUUACAAGAAUUCGGGAUUAACACAAUUGCCGACCUGCCCGUUGGAUACAAUCUCCAAGACCAUGUCACUUUUUCUGGAAACGCUUUCAUCGUUAACCAAACUGGAAUGACCAUGAACGACCUAUCUGCCGCGUCCCCUUUCGUGGCUGCAGCAUACAUGUCAGGACAAGGACCUUUAACCCUGCCUGGUGGAGCAGCUGGUCUGGCCUUCGUGCACACCAAGUUCUCUCGCGACCAAGACUUUACCAGACCUGAUAUUGAGCUCGUCAUGGGAGCCGGGUCGUUAGCUGGUGACGCUGUUGGAAUAUUGCGAUCUUUGCUUGGAGUGACGGAUGAGUGGUACUGGAAGACGUACAGUUCUCUUUCGUUCGGCGCGAGGCAGCGUACUUUUUCUAUAAACCCUGUGUUAAUUAGACCGAACAGCGUCGGCCGACUGAUGCUCCGAAGCCCGAACUUUGCCGACCAUCCUAAAAUCCAUUUAAACUAUUUCGCUGAUCUUAACGAUUUGCGAACUAUGGUUGCAGGUGUUCGAAUGGUUGAGAAAGUAAUUGGUACAAAAGCGUUCCAGCGCUUUGGUACCAAAUUACACACUACGCCAUUUCCUGGCUGCGAGUCUUUUGUGUUCGACUCGGACGAAUACUGGGAGUGCGCUAUUAUGCAGACUUCUAUCACACUGGACCAUCAAGUAGGAACAUGCAAGAUGGCUCCAGAGGGCGACCCUACAGGCGUGGUGUCACCCAGGCUACAGGUCCACGGCAUACGAGGACUGCGCGUCGCCGACGCGUCCAUCAUGCCGCGAAUACCCGCUGCGCAUACGCACGCCGCAGUCCUCAUGAUCGCAGAAAAAGCCGCAGACCUCAUCAAAGAAGAUUGGAAAAUACCCAUUUCAAAGAAUUAAUUUAAUUUAUAGCUGAUAUAGUUAUAACUGGUUGUAAAUACCUAGUGAGGUAAUACGUUAGUCUAGUCAAGUCAAUGUACCAAAUAUAAAUCAUCUAGUUAUUAAUUAAGAUAGGAAAUUAUAAAAUAAAGAGAAGUUAACCGC